GCUGUCCUGCAGAAGCUCCGAGACUCUAGCGAACGCGCUAGCAGUCAAGGCCACAGUUACAAGUUACGGCAGUACUACAAGCCAACGGAUUGCGCUGUAUGCCAUGAGCCCUUAUGGGGCAAGACGAAUCAAGGCUACGAAUGCUCAGUUUGUAAAAUGAUUUGCCAUAAGGCUUGCAAGACGUUGAAUGAGCUGACGUGUGAGGAGAGCCGAGUGCUGAAGACCGUGGCCCCACUGUACUUCAUGGCCCAAGACGUGCAAGAUCGUGCCCGAUGGCUGCAAGGAGUAGAGCGUUGCCGACGCGAAGCUCACAAUGAUGAUCCAAAGACACCUCUAUCACCGAGGCAAGCGAUAUCGAAUGGAUCAAUAUUUUUGCCGGAAAAGAGACCAUUGCUCCCGCCAGAAUGA
Molecule: messenger RNA, 408 nt
Organism: Fimicolochytrium jonesii
Lineage: Eukaryota; Fungi; Chytridiomycota; Chytridiomycetes; Spizellomycetales; Powellomycetaceae
Exons: 3
Biological process (GO): regulation of GTPase activity
Cellular component (GO): cytoplasm
Molecular function (GO): guanyl-nucleotide exchange factor activity
Source: RefSeq, a predicted model, not a curated record